AUGCUCAAUGUUGCCGAAGAGUUCGAGCUAGAUGGUGUAACUGUCGAGGACUUCUGGGAAUGGAUUGUCGAGCCUCUAUUCCCCAUUUUCCGGCAACUGCCUACUCCCGACCAGACAGCGAUACGGACCUUGGAUGACUUUCUCAACCCUGAAACUUUCGUCUAUACGUUUCAAGCGGUCUCCGACGAGCGGGUCCCACGGCUAGACAAAGACGCCGAACACCGAUCUCCAUUCGGUGUUUCUGUUCCAAAUGAGCUUUGUGCGUCACGGAAGUCCUUUAAUCCAGCUGAUGUCCGGAUCUGGGAUCAGAAUCUGGAUGGCCCGCCUUCUCGUACGCCGAGCAGAGUCCUUUUGAGCGAUGGGACAGUUGCAUUCCUCAAACUUGUUCGCCGAGGCGACAAGCGGUCCCUCGAAAACGAGCUGGCUACAUAUGGCAAGAUCGACAGAGCACGACUUGAUAACAACCUGAGGAUCUCACGCCUCUACGGUAUAGUGCGAGGCAAAGACGGUGUUAUCCUAGGUCUUUUACUUACCUAUAUUGACUGUGAGCGUGUAACGCUAUCGUGUGCAAUAAAGCCAGGAACCGAAGUCUUGCUAAGGAAGAAGUGGGGUGCGCAAAUACAGGAAGCUCUUGGGCAACUGCAUGAUGCUGGAAUUUUUUGGGGAGAUGCUAAACCAGAUAACGUAUUAAUUGACGUUAAUGAGGAUGCUUGGCUUAUCGAUUUUGGGGGUGGAUACACUGAGGGAUGGGUUCCUAAGGCCCUUGUCGGGACAAUGGAAGGUGACAACAUUUCCCUUGGAAGAAUACUAGAAUACAUUCGCACCUAG
Molecule: messenger RNA, 828 nt
Organism: Fusarium coffeatum
Lineage: Eukaryota; Fungi; Ascomycota; Sordariomycetes; Hypocreales; Nectriaceae
Exons: 2
Coding region: 1-828 (275 amino acids)
Biological process (GO): protein phosphorylation
Molecular function (GO): protein kinase activity; ATP binding
Source: RefSeq, a predicted model, not a curated record